GGAGGUCAUGUAUAAAAUCAUCACAGAGAAACCUUCAGGAACGAUCUCCGGUCACCAGAAGAGUGAGAACGGGAAGAUCGAGUGGAACACCGAGAUGCCCGUCUCCUGCAGCCUCUCCAAGGGUCUUCAGAGCCUUUUGACCCCGGUGCUCGCCAACAUCCUGGAGGCGGAUCAGGAGAAAUGUUGGGGAUUCGAUCAGUUUUUCGCCGAAACAAACGAUAUCCUUCAUCGAACCAUCGUCAACGUGUUCAGCCUUCAACAAGCAACGCUGCACCAUAGCUACAUCCACCAGUACAACACGGCGGCGCUGUUCCAGGAGCUGUUGUCUCGGCGCUGCAGUAUCCCGCUCCACCACCAGGAGCUGCAUUACGAGGGCCGCCGCCUCGUGCUCGACCCGAACCGCCAGGCACAGGUUUUCCCCAAAACAUCCCGAGAAAACCCGAUCAUGCUGCUGAGCCGCGAGGCCGUCGCCACCGUGGGGCUCAUCUUCGAGGACC
Molecule: messenger RNA, 497 nt
Organism: Notothenia coriiceps (black rockcod)
Lineage: Eukaryota; Metazoa; Chordata; Actinopteri; Perciformes; Nototheniidae
Product: serine/threonine-protein kinase TBK1-like
Exons: 4
Biological process (GO): peptidyl-serine phosphorylation
Cellular component (GO): cytoplasm
Molecular function (GO): protein serine/threonine kinase activity
Source: RefSeq, a predicted model, not a curated record